Molecule: messenger RNA, 2803 nt
Organism: Pollicipes pollicipes
Lineage: Eukaryota; Metazoa; Arthropoda; Thecostraca; Pollicipedomorpha; Pollicipedidae
Product: rhophilin-2
Exons: 14
Coding region: 61-2142 (693 amino acids)
Biological process (GO): negative regulation of stress fiber assembly; signal transduction
Molecular function (GO): protein binding
Source: RefSeq, a predicted model, not a curated record
GACGGUGGUGCGUCGUGAGCUGAUGACGCGCCGUACCGCGUGCCAUCCCCACGGUCCGCCAUGAACGGCAUCCAGGAUCGGUUCAACAGUGUGAUGAAGAGCUUCGCGAGGAAGGACAAGCAGCCCGCCGCGGAGGAGGCCGACGACGCACAGAAGAAGGAGAGCUACUUCAAGCGUGUAAAGGGCUCCGACCCCCGGGCUGCCACCUGCCGGGGGAAGCUGCAGUUCAAGCGCUCCAAGCUGAACCAGGACAUCAACAAGCACCUGCUGCUGCGACAGGGCGCGGAGAACCUGCUCAGAGCUGCGGAGAACAAGAAGGUGCGACAAGCCGUGUCUUUGGAGCUGAGCUUUGUCAGUUCCAACCUUCAGUAUCUGAAGGAGGAGCUAUCGGACCUCAAUAGCUCAGUGGAAAUCUACCAGGGUGAUAGCGGAACACCGUACAUUCCUAUGAUUCCCUUCGGGUUAAAGGAGACGAAGUACAUCGACUUCGGAGACGCCUUCAAGGACUUUAUCCUGGAGCACUACAGCGAGGACGCUCAGAAGUACGCCGGCGCCAUCCAGGACUUCACCAACACACGCCAGGCGAUGCGGACGCCAGAGCGGAACCAGACGGGACUGGCGCUGCUGUUCGAGUACUACAACCAGCUGUACUUCAUCGAGCGCCGCUUCUUCCCUCCGGACCGCAGUCUUGGCAUCCAUUUCGAGUGGUACGACUCGCUGACGGGUCUGCCCAGCUGCCAGCGAACCGUCGCGUUCGAGAAGGCGUCGGUCCUGUUCAACAUGGCGGCGCUGUACAGCCAGCUGGCGGCGCGCCAGGAGCGCGGCACGCAGGAGGGCCUGGACAGUGCCGUCGACAGCUACCUGCGGGCAGCCGGCAUCUACAGGUACAUCUUGGAGAACUUCUCGAACGCUCCAAGUCGAGACCUGGACGCUGAUGUUUUGGACGUGCUGGCCAACCUACUGCUGGCCCAGGCCAAGGAGUGUCUUCUAGAGAAGCUGCUCCUUCCUGAAGAGAAGCAAGACCUCAGCGCUCAGCUGGAUAUUGGCCAGGAGGCCGCACAGGUGGCCGAGGUGUACCACCGGCUACGGGAGCAGAUGGCAGCACCGUCCGUGCAGGAGUCCCUGCCCGUGUCGUGGCAGCAGCUGAUCCACAUUAAGGAAGUGUAUUACACCGCCAUUUCUCACCAUCAUUUCGCCGUCGGCCUGCUGGAGCACGAGGGUCCCCUGAGCAGGAGAAUGGCCGACACGCUGCAGCUGUCGCAGAGGGACCGGGAGGGGCAGCUGCUCUCCGUUGAACACAAGGUGCCGCACAACAAGGUCCAGCAGGACUACCUGGCCAAAUGCCACCUGCGCGAGGCCAUCGUGCUGCACGAGGAGAGUCUGCGCCUGUACCGGAUGGCGCGCGAGCUGCGCAAGCGCGACAUGCUGCGCCACGUGCUGCGGCUGGCGCUGGAGCUGAGCAGCGAGCAGUACGGCCUGCUGGAGCGCGAGGACGACUUCGACGAGCCGGUGGACGCGCCCGUCGUCACCGGCUCGUCCAAGUACCAGCUGUCACUGCAGGCGCCCGACUUCAGCCAGCACCAGGUGACCGACCUGUUCCGGGAGCUGGGCCCGGUCGAGGUGUUCUCGGCCCACCACCACUGGUCGGCGCCGCGGACCGUCCACAUCCACCGCCUGCCCGGCGAGGGGCUGGGCUUCAGCGUCAAGAUGGAGGCGCCCGUCGUGGUGGUCGGCGUGGAGCCGGCAGGGCUGGCCGAGCGCGUCGGUCUGAAGGAAGGCGACUACAUCGCCGGCCUGAACGGCGAGGACCUCAAGUGGAGCAGCCACACGGAGGUGGUGGCGCAGAUACGGCGCGCCGGCAGCGAGUUCCAGCUGCACAUCAUCACGCCCAUGGACAAGACAGAACAGACGCCGGAGCCGCCGCGGCCGCCGCCCAUGCCGCCGCUCUCGGACAAGACCUGGGGCUCGCUCUCCAGCUCGGGCGUCAGCUCGGGCGUCUCCAGCCGCAAGCCGAGCCCGGCCAGCAGCCUGGCCAGCCAGAACAGCAAGGGCUCGGCGCGCCGUCACUCCUGGAACCCGUUCAAGAAGGGCUCGCGCUCCGACCACCCCGAACUGUACAUCAGCAACGUGGUGCUGCGGUGAGGCCGGCCAGCCCGCCCCAUCUGUACAUACGCCAUCCUCUCAUGCGUGUGUGCGUGAAUGCGUGAGAAGGCGCGCCGUGGCGGUCGCGCCGCUCCUGGCCGCUCGCCCCCGGGCGAGGGUCGCCGCGAGGCGGCAGCACCGGCGCACGGCGUGCGCUCCCAUCAGGCCGCCCCCAGCGAGGGUGUAGCCGCCUAGCAACCGCGAGCUCGUGACGUGCAGACGAACAUCAGCGCGCGGUGCGUGUAGUCGUGUGCGGCGCGCUGGACGGGCUAGCUGAUCGACGGUCCGCGCUCUCUUGCCACGUUGACAUGUGUCGUGUAGUGUAUGAAACGUUAUCUGAUUGAUGUUAGUCGCGUUAGAUACGUGCAGUCACGUUGAUUUAUCAUGCAAUUUUAUCGUGGGUGACAGGAGUGCCCCAGUGUAAUGUAAUCGUGUAAUUCUGUUGCUGGAUCGUGACGUGCAACGACUUGGGCCAAACCACCUCGCGCGUGUGCGGGCACAUUUUCGUAGAGGUGCCGUCGGAGAUGAAACUUACAAAUGUCGAUGUAACGCUAUUGUGAUAUUCGAAGCCGCCUGGAGUAAUCCAGUCGUGUUUGUCAGCGCGCUCAGCUGACACUCGCAUAAUGUGCAUAUUCAAUAAACGUGACAUUGGGGAAUCAUA